AUGUCAGACAUUGAGGAGAAUCAUGAGGACGGACCACGCAUUCCACAUGUCUUCGUAAACUAUGAAGAAGCCCUCGAAAAUGCCCGAAACAACAAGAGCAACUUCAUCGUCUCUGGAACUCUUUUGGAAAUCGAGGGCGAAGAGCCACGAGAGCCGGAUUUCAACUGCAGAAUCGUGAAAAAUGACUCUGCCUCUGUCCAAGCAGCGAUCAUGGCGGCAGAUGUUAUUAUCUACUCGAUCGCUGAAGGAGAACACACUGCUGAGGCCAUGGCUGCUUUGGAAUUCAUUCAACAGGAAGCUCAGCACUUUACAGCUCCAAAAACGUUUGUCCUCGCUUCGACCUGUAUGACAUGGCUGGAGACGAAGCACCUCGACCCAGACGAUCCAGAAAUUCCAUUCACCGAAGACGACUAUCGAAAACGUCGAACAAGUCCCAAAUUCAAAGAUCACAUUGCUCUCGAAAAGCUCGCGAUCAAAAUGGGAAACCAGCUGAAGAAAUAUCUGACUUGCUACGUGAUAUGCGCGGGUAUUUGCUAUGGUGAUGGAGAAUCGCUCUUGCACUGGAUGUUCAAAGCCGCAUGGAGUGGGGAUGAAUCGUUGCCUAUCUAUGGAAGUGGCUACGGACAAGGAAUUGUGCCGAUGAUCCACGUUCGAGAUUUGGCCUCAACAGUUUUGUACACGAUCGACUUGAUGCCCAAGACGAAAUACAUUCUGGCUGUAGAUCAGUCUCACUCUUCCGUGCGCGACAUCGUCAAGCGCGUUUCCAGCACUCUUACAACUGGACGAACUAAUGUUGUGCCCAAGGCCGAUGCCCAGGCGACUAAUGACAUCAGUCAACUGGCCUUGGACGCUCUCUCGUGCAAUUUGAUGAUCGAGGGUGGCACCGUCCGCAACGACUUCACCUUCCGUUGGGUCUGCGAAGACGGCCUCGUCGAAAUGGUAGAAGAUGUCGUCAUGGAGUACAAGAAAUCGCGAGGCCUUCUCCCUAUUCGAAUCAUUGUCCUUGGCCCACCGGGUGUUGGAAAAACUUGUGUCGCUACUGAACUCGCAGCGCACUACAAAAUCCAUCACAUCCACGUAAAAGCAGUCAUUGAAGACUCCAUUAAAAAUCUUGAACAACUUGUUGCCAAGGGAGAUGCUCCAGCUGAAGAUGAUGAAGAAGAAGAAGAGGUCCAAGAAAAAGCCUCCGAAGCCGAAGCCACUCUCACUCAGCUGAAAGAGUCGAUGGCGGCAAACGAUGGACGCAUCGAAGAAUCGCUCAUCAUCGAUUUACUGAAACAAAAACUCGAAUCCAAACCAGUUCUGAACAAAGGCUACGUCCUCGACGGUUAUCCCAAAACGUAUGCUCAAGCGAAAGCCAUCUUCGAAGAAAUGGACGAAGAAGGAGAACCACAGGGCAAACCUGCUGGCAAUAAAGUCCCAGAAAUGAUCGUUGACUUAUCAGCUACAAAUGAUUUCCUGAAGGAAAGAAUGAUGAAUCUGCCCGAAGAAGUCGUCCAAGGAACUCACAAUAACGAAGAGGGUUUUCUCCGACGUCACGCUCAAUUCCAAGCCGAUCGAGCGGAAGAAGACACCGUUAUCCACUGGUUCAGUGAAAUGGAAAUCGACCCCGUCAUCGCAGAUGUAACUCAAAAUAAUGACGAGGAAAACGCACCCAUUAUCGAAGCGAUCAAAAAGGCUGUCGGCCCCCCUCGACAUUACGGACUCACUCCUGAAGAGAAGGAGGAGCUCGCUCGCGUUGAAUUGGCAGAUCAACAGGCCCGUGAUGCAAUCUCAAGAGCCCUCAAAGCCAAGAAAGAGGCUGCCGAAGCCAAGGCCCGAAAAGCUAACAUCGGGCUUUGGACCGCUCAACUCGAAGAAGUCCGACGACAAGAAAGGCAAAUUUUGGAAGAAAAAGCCCGUCCAUUCCGCCAGUAUGUUGCUACUCACGUGAUGCCCACUCUCACAGCUGGCCUGAUUGAAUGCGCCAAGGUGAAACCCACGGAUCCCGUCGACUUCCUGGCCGAGUAUCUCUACCAGCAUAACCCAGCUCUUCAAUAA
Molecule: messenger RNA, 2040 nt
Organism: Oikopleura dioica
Lineage: Eukaryota; Metazoa; Chordata; Appendicularia; Copelata; Oikopleuridae
Source: the annotation of a GenBank genome assembly